Messenger RNA from Hemisphaericaspora subhashii, 1896 nucleotides. It is a transcript of the gene PSD1, whose product is annotated as phosphatidylserine decarboxylase 1. The record is from RefSeq and is a predicted model, not a curated record. Gene Ontology annotation, cellular component: mitochondrion. Gene Ontology annotation, biological process: phosphatidylethanolamine biosynthetic process. The transcript has a single exon. The coding region runs from base 1 to 1896 and encodes 631 amino acids. NCBI's taxonomy places the organism in Eukaryota, Fungi, Ascomycota, Pichiomycetes, Serinales, Debaryomycetaceae. Gene Ontology annotation, molecular function: phosphatidylserine decarboxylase activity.
AUGGCAAUUAGACCUACUCCACUCUCUUGGAAAGCAGCAUCUACUGCUACAGCUACAGUUAGACAACUGCUGACAAAAGCAGCAUGGAAGGCUAAUAAUGCAAGUCCAUUCAUCUUUGGUCCUCAAGGUAGAAAUAUCACUCAACCUUUGUCAAGAGCUUCUACUAUGGCUGAAACAAUUCAAGCAGAGUUAGGUCAAACUCAACCUCAGCCACAAGCUCAAGCUCAACAAAAGCGUUAUUUUAGUUCUUAUUAUUAUCCAUUCCCCAAGAUUCCAAGACCUAAAAGAAAUGUCUUAUAUUAUUCAACUUGGUCAAAAGGUUCAAAAUAUAUCCCUGGUAGGAAAAGUUUACAUUUACCAACUUUAAAGAUUUCAAGACGUUCAAUUUCAAAUGCUAAUCAAAAAAUUAAACUGAAAACUAAAUCUUUACAUAAAAGAUUCUUUUCAGUUGAAGCUCGUAAAAGAAGACAACAACGUCGUAAAUUCAUUAAAUGGUGGACUAUAACUUCUUUAACCGUUGUACUUGGUGGUGUAGCUGCUAGAAUAAGAUACCAAAGAGGUAAAGAAUAUGAUGAAGAAGACCAUCCUACAAAUCCAUAUCGUAUUAGACCUCAUUCAUGGCAUUUAUAUGCUUAUUCUACAUUACCGUUGAAAACCAUUUCAAGAUUAUGGGGACAAGUUAAUUCAAUUAAUUUACCAGUAUGGAUAAGAAGUCCAUCUUAUCGAUUAUAUUCUUUUCUUUUUGGAGUCAAUUUAGAAGAAAUGGAAAAUCCUGAUUUAACAAGUUAUCCAAAUCUUUCUGAAUUUUUCUAUAGAACUUUAAAACCAGGAGUACGUCCAAUUGCUGAUACUGAUUUAGUUUCACCUGCUGAUGGGAAAGUGUUAAAAUUCGGUAUUAUUGAAAAUGGAGAAAUUGAACAAGUGAAAGGAAUGACAUAUUCUAUUGAUGCUCUCUUGGGUUUAAAUACUGGUAGAUUAGCAGCUCCAAUUCAUUCAUGUACUUUUGAACAUGAUAGUGAUGAUGAAACUAUUGUAAGAAGAGAUGAAGAAUUUGCCAAAAUUAAUGGGAUUUCUUAUUCUUUAGAUGAUAUCGUGGGUGGAGAAAAUGAAGAUACUUUCCAUCUUAAUGAAUUAACUUAUAGAGAUGAACAUGAUGGUACUGCUUUAGGGGAACGUGCAUCUAUAUCAAAAGAAUUGGCAGUUGCUGAAGAUUUAGCUCCUACUCCAUUGGAAAGUUUAAAAAUUAGUAAACAUAAACAACUUUAUUUUGCCGUUAUUUAUUUAGCACCAGGAGAUUAUCAUCAUUUCCAUUCUCCAACUAGUUGGGUUACUACCCUUAGACGUCAUUUUAUUGGAGAAUUAUUUUCAGUUGCUCCAUUUUUCCAAAAGACUUUACAAGGAUUAUUUGUAUUGAAUGAAAGAGUUGCAUUAUUAGGAUAUUGGAAAUAUGGAUUUUUUUCCAUGAUUCCAGUAGGUGCUACUAAUGUUGGUAGUAUCGUGGUGAAUUUUGAUAAAGAUUUAAAGACAAAUGAUGUUUAUGAACAUGAAGUUUAUCAAAAACAAGGUGGAGGACCAAUUAAUGAAAAUACUCCAUUACUAAAGCAAGUUGAAGAAGAAAAAGAAUAUAAUGCAACUGAUGUCAUAACCGUUACAACUACCGAAUUAGAAGAGAAGAAGAAACGGAAAAGAUUAAGAAAGAAUACCGUGUAUGAGGCAACUUAUACAAAUGCAAGUAGAUUAUUAGGUGGUUAUCCAUUAAGUAAAGGUCAAGAUAUUGGUGGAUUUAAAUUGGGUUCAACUGUUGUUUUGGUAUUUGAAGCUCCUGAUAAUUUUAAAUUCAAUUUAAGUGUUGGUCAAAAAGUCAAAGUUGGUCAACCAAUUGGUGAGUUUAUAUAA